AUGAAUUAUACUGCUCUAAAAAAAACGGACCAAGAACCAGAAUACAAAAAAAAUCCGUAUUUGCCAAUUUCGUCGGUAGGAAUUACAAACUAUUCAGUCACCAAGGACAAUUUGCCGGCCGGUUGUGCCUUAAUGACCGACACUUUGGACGGCUCCGGAAAUGGUUCUUCAAUCCUCAAUAGCAAAGGAAUUACUCACAUCAUUCAUGCUGGGCCAAAAGAACGGUCAAAAUUUCCUAGUGAUGAGGAAUUUAUUGAAUGCGUAGUCAAAUCCGUCCAAAAUUGUAUUAUUCUAGCGGAGAGAUAUAAUUUCGAAAAAUUGGCUGUUCCUCUCGUUGGUGGAGACAUAUUUCUUGGUAAAUGCGACCUUGAAAAGUUGGCAGAAGGAAUAAUCCGUGGAGUUGCUAAUCAAUUAGCCGAGUGUCAAAAAGUAAAAGAAAUUGCGUUGAUAGACUUUGACAAAAAACCUCCAUACUUAUUUUUGAAAAAAAUUCAGCAGUUAGAGAAAGAAUUGUUUAGUACUACGGUUCCACUGAACGCUGAUCGCUUUAUAGGAAUAUUAAAAAACAAUAAAAAAAAAUCAUGGGUUGGACAACAAAAAACAAUAAAAGUUAAGGUCGGAGAUAUCCGAGAUAAAAAUCUACAUAGUUGCUCCGCUAUUGUUAAUGCGGCUAAUACUUAUUAUGGUAUGGGAAGUGGGCUUGCUGGUGCUAUUAAGGCGCAAACUGGUAAUGCAGGAAAGAUAGACGCCAAGGCUAAAGAGUUAAUUAGUGAGUUCAAUUCUCUGAUAGAUGAUAGUAGUGGACCAGAACAACCAAAACCCAAUCCAAAACCAGGUGAUAACCCCAAACCUGGAAAAAAACAACCCUCCGACGACUCCCCAGGACCUACUCCUGACAAUGGAAAUGGAAAUAACGACGACGGGGACAAUGGGAAAGACGACAACCAAGAACCUACCGAUAAGGGCCCAAAAAAAGAUACUGACCAAAGUCCUAACGAGUGGAGAGAAGAAUUAAAAAAUGUCGAUCCAAAUUUGGAACAAACUUUCACCAAUACCAAAAUAGCCGAAUGGCAGCAAGAAAAGGGUUCAUUCAAUUCUGCCGAGGGAGUAAAAAAUCUGCUUGAAAAUGUUAAAAGAAAUAACGAUUUUUUGACCGAAAUUUCCUCCAAGCAUUCGGCUCCCGACCUUAACAGUUUGAUUACCAAUAAAUCACCCCAGGAAGUAAUUAUUAUUAUUAAACGAUUUGAAUACGACCAAUUAAAUGCUGGCGAUAAAAAAAAUAAGGACGCGAAAAUUAGAAAAUAUUAUUCGCUAAAAAAAGACGAAGUUCUGACUGAUAGCCAAAUAAAUGAAUAUCUUUAUAAAGUAGCAGUGGGAGAAAUCAAUGAGAGUUCGAUUAAAUUAGAUGACAAUUCCGGACAAAUUAAUCCUCAAGAAAACACUAUUUUGAAAAUAAUAAAGAUUAGUGCCCUCAUUUUGUAUCUGACUUCGGAUCAGAGGGUCGGGGGUUCAAAUCCUCCCGAGCGCGCCAAUAAUAAUCUAAAAUUGUUUUAUAACUUAAUGACUAAAACCCACGAACCAAAAAAAAUAGUUUUCUGUCCGACCAAGAUCGAAAUCAAAACCAAACCCUUUGAUUAUGAGGACAAGUUUCCAGUUAAAAAUCCCCAAACGGGUAAAUUGGAGGAAAAAAUUGAAACCAGAAAAUUUUCUCAUUUACAAUUUAUUUUUAAUUCUCAAAAAGAAGUCAAUAAUUUUUCCGCCCUGGUUAAGGCGGACCAAUUUUACGAAGUGGAAACCAGCUGGUCGAGUCAUGUCAAGCAAGGAAAAAUCGGUCAGCCAGAAACAGAAUUCAAAAAAGUUGUUUGGGUUAAAGAGACUAAUCCUCAAAUUAAAAAAUUUUCUGCCGGAGAAAAAACAGGCGCUAUGGCUGGCCGAAAAUCUAACACGACAUUCGAUAUUAUAGUAAUAGGGGGAGGUCAUGCUGGCAUUGAGGCUUCCUUAAUCAGCACCCAACUAGGACAUAAAGUGGUGUUAAUUACCCUGGAUAAAAAUAAAAUUGGGGCCAUGAAUUGUAAUCCCUCAGUGGGGGGAGUAGCCAAAGGAAUAGUAGUUCGAGAAAUUGACGCAUUGGGAGGCAAAAUGGGCCAAGCAGCGGAUGCAACCGCUCUCCAAUUUAAAUUACUAAACACUUCUAAUGGUCCAGCAGUCCAGGCCCUUCGGGUUCAGUCCGAUAAGAUUGCUUAUAGUCGCUACAUGCAAAAAGCGGUUGACCAACAGAAAAAUCUAACCGUUAUUGAAGGAGCCGUGAAAAAUUUACUAAUAGAGGAGAAUAAAGUCCGUGGAGUGGAAUUAAAUAAUGGGGAGAUUAUCUUAGCAAAAGUGAUAAUUUUGACAACCGGCACUUAUCUGCAACCAAUCACUUAUCAAGGCAAAGAAAGCAAAAUUGAAGGACCGGAUGGUGAAAAAAAAGUAGUAAAUAACAUUUCUCAACAAUUACAAAAAUUAGGGUUUAAAUUAAAACGCUUCAAAACUGGAACUUCUCCACGCAUUUUAACUAAUACUAUUGAUUUUUCGGGUUUAAGGGUUGAACCGGGCACCGAUUUGCCUCUGCGUUUUUCGGCUCAAAGUGAUUAUGAAAAAUUAUUGACUUUGUCCGAACAAUUUCCUUGCUAUCUGCUCCAUACUAAUGAAAAAACACAUCAAAUCAUUCGGGAAAACUCACAUCUUUCUCCGAUUUUUUAUAAAGAGAAUAUUGGUAUUGGGCCACGUUAUUGUCCGAGCAUUGAGGAUAAGGUUUACCGGUUUGCAGACAAGGAAAAACACCAAAUAUUUUUAGAGCCAGAAUCUCGGGAAUUAGACACCACUUACAUCCAGGGUUAUGCUAUUGAAUAUGAUGUUGUGGAUUCUACUCAAUUAAAACCCUCUUUGGAAAGCAAAUUAGUUGAUGGUCUAUUUACGGCCGGGCAAAUUAAUGGCACUACUGGCUAUGAGGAAGCGGCCGCACAAGGGUUAAUGGCCGGAAUAAACGCCAGCCGUAAAAUAAAAAAACAGGAGCCACUAAUUCUCCGCCGUGACCAAGCCUAUAUUGGAGUAUUAAUUGACGAUCUGGUGAACAAAAAAAUUACUGACCCUUAUCGGCUCUUGACUUCUCGAGCUGAGUAUCGCUUAUUGCUACGACAUGAUAAUGUUUGCACCCAAGAACAACGCGAAUUAGAGGUUAAUAUUAAAUAUGAAAAACAGAUUACCAACCAAUUGCAAGUGGCAAAAGAAUUGAGUCAAUACGAAGCCAGAAUAAUUCCUCCUCAUAUCGAUUACUACCAAGUCGAUAAUUUAGCCAAAGAGGCUCGCGAAAAAUUAACCAAAAUCAAGCCGAUUUCUCUGGGUCAAGCUCGACGAAUAGGAGGAGUUAAUCCGACUGAUAUCCAAAUGUUGAAAAAAACAACUUUAUCAGAAAAAACUAAAAAUAAUUUGCACCGGGCUGGCUAUCGCCAAUUAACCGAUAUUCAAUUAAAAACUAUUCCUCUAAUAUUGGCAGGGCAAGAUAUUAUUGCUCAAUCUCAAACGGGAACCGGCAAGACGGCCGCUUUCUUAAUCCCUAUUUUAGAGAAAUUAACCGCAAUUCACAAGCCACAAGUGCUAGUGCUAGUCCCUACUCGUGAAUUGGCUUUACAAGUAAGUGAGGAGGCACGAAAAUUAUCUCCUCACACCAAUUUACAAGUGGCGGCGGUUUAUGGCGGUGCACCAAUUUACCAACAAUUACAGGCUUUUCGUCGGGGCGUUGACCUAGUAGUAGGGACUCCUGGCCGAAUCAUCGACCACAUUUUUACGCGUCAAAGUUUCCGGCUGGACCAACUAAAAUUUGUUGUUCUGGACGAAGUGGACGAAAUGAUUAGCAAAGGAUUUUUGCCCGAGAUUGAAAAAAUAAUGAAAAAAAUACCAGAGCAACGCCAGACUUUGCUUUUUUCUGCUACCAUUUCCCCCGAGGUAAAAGACCGCGAUUUAGUUAAAUUUCUCUCUGCUAACCAGUCCAAUUCCGUAAUUGUUUUUGCCAACACCAAAAGAAAAGUCGAAGAAAUUAAAGAUAUUUUGCUUGACAAGAAAUUAAGAGUUGACUAUAUUCAUAGUGAUUUAUCCCAAAAUCGCCGCACCCGCGUUUUUCAGAAAUUUCGGGCGAAAAAGAUUUCUUUGUUAAUUGCUACUGAUGUAGCCGCUCGGGGCUUGGACAUUAAGGACAUUUCCUACGUGGUUAAUUAUGAUUUUCCGCAAAACCGCGAGUUUUAUAUCCACCGCACUGGACGCACUGGACGAGCUGGAGCAAGUGGCAAAGCCCUAACUUUUGUCAAUUCGUCUCGGGAAAAAAGCCAACUAUUAGCCAUUUCUCGCCAACGAAAUUUUAAAUUAGAAAGAUUUAUUAGCCCAACCGGAUAA
Racocetra fulgida is the source of this 4428-nucleotide messenger RNA. NCBI's taxonomy places the organism in Eukaryota, Fungi, Glomeromycota, Glomeromycetes, Diversisporales, Gigasporaceae. The record is from the annotation of a GenBank genome assembly.